UAGUGGUAUAAUCUAAGCAGUACUUUAUAAAUCAAACAAAGUCAUCUCAGAAAUGGAAGAAAAAAUCAAUACAGAUUCUAAAGAACAUGCUGUUGAAAUUUUACAACAAUUAAAUGAAUAUCGUAAAACUGGACGUCAUUGUGAUUUCAUGAUCAAAGCUGGAUCUGAGGAACUUCCUGUUCAUAAGAAUAUUGUGUCGGCAAGUUCAGAUUAUUUUAAAGCAAUGUUAUCUCAUGAAAAUAUUGAAACAAAAUCUGGUGUCGUUGAAAUAAAGGAAUUUGAUGAAGUUUGUGUUAAAAAAUGUGUUGAUUUCAUUUACACUGGGGAUGCUUAUGUUGCUAAAGAAAAACGUGAAACACUCAUGGGUGUCGCUCACAUGAUGCAGCUGCAAAGACUUUGUGAUAGUAUUGCAAUUUUUCUGGAAGAUGAUCUUGAUCCUAGAUCGUUUUUUCAAACUAAAAAAAUUGCGAAUAGGUACAACUGUAAACAACUUGAGAAAAAAUGCAAUCAAUUUGCAUUGCAACGUUUCAAAGAAAUUGCCCAGUCUGAUGAGUUUAUGGAUCUUGAUGAAAAAUUCAUUUCAUUUCUGAUGGAAUCAAAGGAAACAAAAGCAAAGGAAGAAGUGAAAUGUAAGAUGUUGUUAGCAUGGACCAAACAUGAUAUUGAUGAAAGAAAAGAAUGUUUUCUUAGUUUGGUGAUGAAAUUUCAGUUGACAAAAAUGACUUUGUCAUAUAGAAGAUUUCUUGUUGAAAAUGAACCACUGUUAUUUGAAUCUAUGCAGUCGAUUCGUUCACUGACUUUAUCAAUACUGGACAGCCAUCCUGAGAAUAUCAGUUCAAAAGAUUUCGAUUUAACAGAGAAUGAACAGCUUGUUGUUUUUGAUCAAACUUCUCAAAGAAUGCAUUCACAUGAUGUUGAUGAUAAAACAUGGACACCAAUGCAAACUAUAGAUCAAGCAAUUAUACAGAAUACAUUAUAUUCUGCUGUAGUGAUUGAAUCUUACAUUUAUGUGAUUUGUAGAAAUGGAUCGUUUUAUAGACUUGAAUAUGCUGAAUCAAAUGCAAAGUGGGAACAAAUGACAAAUACAAAUCUUCAGUAUGUAUGUGUAGUUGCACUUGAUGGUUUUGUUUAUGGUAUUGAAUAUGGAAAUCACUCAAACAUUAUGGAAAGAUAUGAUCCAUCAAAUAUUAGAUGGACCAGACUAACAAACAAAUCAUUAAUUCUAGUUCGUGAAUCUUUGGUGGCUGCUGAUGGAAAGGUGUUUUGUAUUGCAGGAUAUUCUAAUCAGCAACAUGGAGCAACAAAACAAGUUGAGAUUUAUGAUCCUGUCACAUCAACUUGGUCAAUGGAUAAUAGAUCAUUGAAUGAAGCAAGAUAUUGUGCUUCUGCAGCUGCUACAGAGGAAGGAAUAUAUGUUAUGGGGGGUUAUAAUGUUAAUGGAACAUCAACUCUCACUACUGUUGAAUUUCGUUCUUCUGUAACUAAAACCUGGAUGAUAUUGAAACCAAUGAAAAAUGCAAGAUAUAACUUCAUAAGUUUUGUGAUUGAUGACAAAAUUUAUGUCAUUGGUGGAAAUGGAAAUCCUGCAAAUAUAGAGGAAUAUGAUACUGAAACAAAAGAAUGGAAAAUCAUUGAAACAAUACAAGGAAAAAAUAUAACUCCACUGGCAACUGUUGCAAUAUCUAUAUAA
Messenger RNA from Styela clava, 1690 nucleotides. The record is from RefSeq and is a predicted model, not a curated record. NCBI's taxonomy places the organism in Eukaryota, Metazoa, Chordata, Ascidiacea, Stolidobranchia, Styelidae.